Molecule: messenger RNA, 2000 nt
Organism: Leptopilina boulardi
Lineage: Eukaryota; Metazoa; Arthropoda; Insecta; Hymenoptera; Figitidae
Product: fatty-acid amide hydrolase 2-A
Exons: 11
Coding region: 188-1840 (550 amino acids)
Source: RefSeq, a predicted model, not a curated record
AAUAAUUUGAUUUUUUUUUUUAAUUUAAAUAUAAAUUAGAAAUAAUCAUUGCGUAUUCAUCUUUUGUGAGCCGUGUUAAAGUUUCAACUUAGAGUUUCUUUUCACUUUUAGUACGUUCUGAAAAGAAACGAUAAAAUUUAUAUUAAAAAAAAAAAAAAAAGAACUGUUAAAAUAGAAACUAUAAAGAAUGGAAGUUUCACUCUCUUUUCUUACAAUAUUUUACACUAAACUUCGAUAUAAUUAUUCGGAAAUUAUUUUGCUUUCAACAAGACGAUUAAUAAAAAUAUUAUGUCUACUAUUGGCUUGUUUAAUGAAACCAUUAGCUGUUUGUCGCAAAUUAAAAAAGCCUGUAAGGUGUCCUCCAAUUUCGAAUAAAUUACUAUUUCUCUCAGCCAGCGAACUUGCAAGGAAAAUAAGAAGAAAAGAGAUAAGCAGUGAGGAAGUAGUGUCUGUUUAUAUAGCACGUUGCCGCGAAGUUAAUCCAGUAAUAAAUGCAAUUGUGCAAGAUAGAUUUGAAGCUGCUUUGAUUGAGGCUCGAAAUGUUGACAAUUUUCUUAAAAAUCAAAAGAAAACUGAAGAUGAACUGGAGCAAAAUCUCCCAUUGCUGGGAGUACCAGUCACGGUUAAAGAAAGUAUUGGCAUUGAAGGAAUGAGUAAUUCUGCCGGUGUUAAGUGGCCGAUCCCUAAAAUUGCUUUUGAAGAUGCUGAUGUCGUAAGAAGAACACGAUUAGCCGGGGGAAUUCUUCUUUUGGUUAGUAAUACACCAGAAAUGUGUAUGUGUUGGGAAACGUACAAUAACGUGAAAGGAACAACAAAAAAUCCAUAUGACACUAGAAGAACACCUGGUGGUUCGUCUGGCGGUGAGGCUGCACUUUUGGGAUCAGGUGCAUCUGUACUUAGUCUCGCCUCAGAUAUCGGAGGCUCUGGUCGACUUCCAGCAAUGUUUUGUGGCGUAUUCGGUCAUAAACCUACGCCAGGAUGGGUUUCAGUUUCCGGACACAUGCCAGGCAGUGACGAUAAAAAUUGGCCAUCUUUUUUUUGCAUUGCACCAAUGACACGUUACGCGCAAGAUCUUCCAAUGUUACUUAAAAUCAUAAGUCAAGAUCCACAAGUUUCGGAACGUCUCAGUCAAAAAGUAGAAUUAAAAAAACUGCGUUAUUUUUACAUGGAUUGCAAAAGUAAUAAAGGUAUAAUUAAUUCAAUUGACAAAGACGUUAAAUCAACAAUAAAAAAACUCACAAAACAUUUAGAAAACAUUUAUGGUGUUACUGUACAAAAGAUAAAAUUGAAAGAACUAGAAGAUGCUUUUGAAUUUUCAACAAUAAGUAUUGUUCAAAUCGAUGGAGUGGAAUCGAUUUUCAUGAAAGGAAACAAUCCAAAAGAAUGGAAAAGUGUCAAUUUGGAAAUAUUAAAGUAUUUAUGCUUUUUAUCGCCUCACAAUUUCCAUGCAAUAUUUUAUGGUGUUAUCAAGAAAACCGUGGAUAUGUUACCAAAAUCAUUUAAACAACGAAUGAUAGAAAAAAAUAGUGCUGUCAAAAAGCAUCUUGAGGACUUACUAGGAGAUGAUGGUGUCUUAAUUUGUCCAACAUUUUCAACUUCAGCAUUUUUUCAUUAUGAAAUGUUGCAAAAUGUCUACUAUUCUACAUUUAUGACAAUUUUCAAUUCCCUAGGAUUUCCUGUCACUCAAUGUCCAAUGGGUCUUUCGGAAAAUGGCCUCCCAAUUGGAUUACAGAUUGCUGCUAAACCAAAUUGUGAUCAUUUAACAAUUGCCGUUGCACAAGAGAUUGAGAGAACUUUUGGAGGAUGGCAAGCACCUCCAAGUAGCGAGGGUGCAAUAUAAAAAAAAACUCAAUUUUUAUACACUAUUUAUGUUUUUGUAUAUAGAUAUCAUAAUUAGAAUAAUUUAUUAGUUACAAAUAAUUUUAACCACUUAGACAAUUUUUUACGAAUAGCAAAACGAAAUUCAAACAAUGGAUUAGAUAAAAAAAAAAAAAAACUUA